This is a messenger RNA of Fundulus heteroclitus (mummichog), 5672 nucleotides long. RefSeq lists its product as uncharacterized. Lineage: Eukaryota; Metazoa; Chordata; Actinopteri; Cyprinodontiformes; Fundulidae. The coding region runs from base 146 to 4993 and encodes 1615 amino acids. The record is from RefSeq and is a predicted model, not a curated record. The transcript has 2 exons.
GAGAUGACAUCACAGACUCUUCAAUACAUGCCCUUUUUUUCCACUGAGGGCAGAAACUGGUUGGAGUUACUUGAACUAGGAGCUUUUAAUCGGAACAUUUUGAAGAUUUUGAGGUAUUUAUAAUUUACAGCAAAACGUUUUGAAAAUGCGUAAAUUUAGGAAACAGAACAGACAGAAGGAGACAGACAGAGAUUCAUCUCUAACAGGUGCCAAAUCCAUCUUAUUACAAAUCCUACCUGGGGCAGAAGAACUAAUCUCAGAUACAAUGGCUCAAGUUACGACGGAUGUUAAUGAACUUUUGCAAUUGUGUGCAAAAUGGAAAGCAGAGGAACGGAUUGGAAUUAAACAGGCAAAUGGGAGAUUUAGGCCAUGUGCAUCUGGUCAUUAUCAGAAAAAAGUGACAUCCCACUUGAAAGAUUUUUUUGCAAAUCGACGGGCCUUGAUAAAAGCAGAAUGUGAACAAUCUAAAAGUGGAUCGACCACUGCGCAGGUAAAAGCUUUAGCGGCUAAAUCAGGACCCAACAAACCUGUUGCAAAGACAUCAAGCAAUGAGACUCUCAACGAUACAAAUGCGUUGCAAGAAAGCUCUAAAGCGGACAAAACCAUUGUUGAUGCAGAUGGACCCAAUGAAGAAUCCAAAGGCUUCAAAGCCAUGAUUCAAAGGUUAAAAUCUGGUGUUAAGGGGAUCACAAAACGCAAGUCAACUAAGGCAGGCCAGGAGACUGAGGAGCAAGACUUAGCAGAUGAUUUCAAAAGCAAGGAAAUUGAUGCUUCUGGAAAGGAACAAUGUACGUCGGCGGAAAGUGAAACACAUCCUACUGAUAGAUCCUGUGAACAUGGUGAUGAACAUAUUGGAAAGGCAUCUAGUUUUGGGUUACCUAGCCAUACAAAACCGUUAGAAGGAGGUUCUUCUUCUGUCACAGACAUUAGCGCCACUGAUAUAGAUGAACUCAUUGAAGAUCAGGAGUCUGGACUCAAAUGCUCCAAAACCAUUUUUCAAAGGGUGAAAUCGGCUUUCAGUGGCCCAGGAAAACGAAAAUCUCUUAAAACAAGCAGUGAAAAUGAUACUUCUAAGUCAUCUUUUGAGACAAGGUUUACAGCUCCACCUCCAUCACCAUCAUCUACUUCAACUGAUCUGAACAGUUCAAUUGCUAAAACUGUGUUGACAUGUGAAGACAAACCGCAGGUAGAAACUUUAGAGGCCAAAUACGACACUAACAAUAUUGACACAGAUGGAGCAAGUGAAGAUCAGAACUCCGAGCCGCAAGACUCCAAAACCAUGUUUGAAAAGGUGAAAUCUGCUUUUAAGAGCUUAGGGAAACAAAAAAAGAGGCGACACGCUAAGGAGAAAGACUCAGAAGAUGAUACUGUUCACAGCAGUGAUGUUUCUGCGGCUUCUUCUGGGUCAGGUUUCCAGGGAAAACCUCCAUCACCAUUAUCUGGUUCAACCGAUCUCUGCUCUGUCCAUGUAGAGCCGACCACUGGGACUGGAAAAGAGGAAGGUAAGCCCGAGGCUAAAACCCCUACAGCUUUUUCCAAAUUUAAUGAAAAUCUUGAAGAGAAAUCAGCCGUCAACAAUUUGAUCGCUUUUGAGUCUGAUUCUGAAUCUCAAGAACCUGGGGGUGAACCCAUUUCAAAAACACUGAGCUGUGAGACCGUCAAGGCUACAGAUGUGUCGCAUGAAGGAUCUCCGCUGUCUGCAGACAGUAACAUCAUUGAUGCAGCUGUACCUAGUGACGAUCAGAAGUCUAAGCUCAAAGAAACCAAAACCAUCUUUGAAGAAGUGAAAGCUGCUUUUAGGAAUUUAGGAAAACAAAAAUCACAAAAAAAGAGCCGACAGACUGACGAGAAAGACUUAGUAGAUGAUACUGAAAGCAAGUCUUCUGAGUCUGGUUCUCGAUCAUCUCCAACACCAUCAGCCAUUUCAAUGGAAAGCUUUAUUGUCACCAAGGUAGACAAUAAAGAAGAUAAAUCAGAGGAGACCACAGCCUUAGAUGAAACACCUGGAAUGACCUCCCCUCUUCUGUUUUCUUCGCAAAACAAAGAACUGACGAAAUCAGAUCUCCACGGUGCUGUCCAUGUAGACUCAACCAACGAGGCAGAAAAGAAAGAAUCAGAGCAGAUUAAAACAAUUCCCUGUGAUGGUUUCCCCCAUUUAACUGGAAAUAGGGAAGAGGUCGCCAUUGUCACAGCUCCAUUUUCAUAUUUGGAAUCAACAAGCGGAACCAAACCCCAAAAAGAAUCCUCUAGUUUGGAUUCCAGUGAGCCUGGGGAUGAACCUUUAGUAAAGCCAUCUAUGUUUGCUUCACCUAAGUCAGACAUUAACAUCACUGAUAGAGACGCACCAAGUAAAGAGCAGAAGUCUAAACUCAAAGGCUCCAAAACCUACACCCCAAGGCCGAAAUCAGGUUUCAAAGACUUGAGAAAAGACAAACUAUGCAAUGAAGAAUGUAAAUCAGAGCAGACCACUGCCUUGGGUGAAACAACUGGAAUGACCCCCAGUCUCCUGCCUGCUUCAAGGAACGAGGAACUGACAAUAUCAGAUCCAUCAGAAUCUCUCCACGGUGCUGUCCAUGUCAACUUGACCCAUGAGGCGAGAUCAGAGGAGAUUAAAACAAUUCCCUCUGAUCUGCCCUAUGAUGCUUUGUCCUGUUUAACAGGAAAUAUUAAAGAGGACUCCACUGUUACAAAUAUGGCGUCAACAAGUGAAGCCAAACCCCAAAAAGAAUCUUCUAAUGUGGAUUCCACUGAGUGUGAGGAUGACUUUUUUGGAAAGCCAUGUAUGUUUGCUUUGCCUAACAAUGCGGAAGUGUUACGAAUAAGAUCAUGUACAACAGACAGUAGCAUCACUGAAAUAGACGAACCGAGUGAAGUGCAGAAGGUCAGACCCAAAAGCUCCAAAGCCAACAAUCAACGGCUGAAAUCAGCUUCCAAAGGCUCCAGGAAACGCAAACUAUGUCUAAAAGACCAACAAACUGAGAAAAAGGACUUAGCAGAAUGCAGCAGCACGUGUAUUACUCCCAAAUUAUAUCCGGAUUCAGUUUCUCGGGAACCAGCUUCUUCAGGAGAGCUCAACUCUUUUCAUAAAGAGACAAUCUGUGAGGCAGAAAACAAUGACUGCAAAGCAGAGGAGACCAAAGCAUUGGACAAAGAAUAUGUGACCCGUCCACACAUUGAACAACAGCAUGAAGAAGAAGCUGAAGCACUUAAAUUAAAGGAGAUGGGUCUUUUGAGUAAGAUGGCGAGCUGCAUGCCAUCUCCAGCCCAUAUAACAUUCGCUCACACUACAUCUGACCCCUCAAUGAAAAAACUCCUCGCUCUGCAUCUGGAUUCAUCUGAUCAGAGUGCAAAUGAAGGCAAAUCAAAGGACAUCAAAACACUGGACACACUUAGUAAAGUGAAACCUACCUGUGUGCCAGCUCCACCUAACGGAAAACUGAAUGACACGACAUCAGAUUCAGCAGAAUUGGAUCUCAGUUCUUUCCAUAACGAGUCAACUAGCGAAGAAGAAGCUGAAGCACUUAAAUUAAAGAAGAUGGGUUUAGGUCUUGUGAGUAAGAUGGCGAGCUGCAUGCCGUCUCCAGCCCAUAUAACAUUCACUCACACUACAUCUGACCCCACAAUGAAAAAACUCCUCGCUCUGCAUCUGGAUUCAUCUGAUCAGAGUGCAAAUGAAGGCAAAUCAAAGGACAUCAAAACACUGGACACGCUUAGUAAAGUGAAACCUACCUGUGUGCCCGCUCCACCUAACGAAAAACUGAAUGACAUGACAUCAGAUUCAGCAGAAUCGGAUCUCAAUUCUUUCCGUUAUGAUUCAACUAGCGAAGAAGAAGCCGAAGCACUUAAAUUAAAGAAGAUGGGUUUAGUUCUUAUGAGUAAGAUGGCGAGCUGCAUGCCGUCUCCAGCCCAUAUAACAUUCACUCACACUACAUCUGACCCCGCAAUGAAAAAACUCCUCGCUCUGCAUCUGGAUUCAUCUGAUCAGAGUGUAAAUGAAGGCAAAUCAAAGGACAUCAAAACACUGGACACACAUAGUAAAGUGAAACCUACCUGUGUGCCCGCUCCACCUAACGGAAAACUGAAUGACACGACAUCAGAUUCAGCAGAAUCGGAUCUCAAUUCUUUACGUUAUGAUUCAACUAGCGAAGAAGAAGCCGAAGCACUUAAAUUAAAGAAGAUGGGUUUAGUUCUUAUGAGUAAGAUGGCGAGCUGCAUGCCGUCUCCAGCCCAUAUAACAUUCACUCACACUACAUCUGACCCCGCAAUGAAAAAACUCCUCGCUCUGCAUCUGGAUUCAUCUGAUCAGAGUCACACGUCUUCUCCAGUCCAUACGGCAUUCACUCCCGUUACAUCUGACCCAACAAAAGCCAAAACCCACAGUGAAAGUAAAGCAUGUCAACUUGAAAAGACCAAAACACCCACCCCGGAGGUCUCUGCCAUAUCCUCAUCUCAAAAAGGAGAGCAUACUCAACAGAAGCACCUUGGCUUGGACAUGGCUGUUCAGAAUAAAAUUGCAUCCAUGCCAGCAGAGCAUGUGGCUCUUUUGGAACAAUCGAUUAUUGCUGCUAUUGUGAAGAGCUUCGAUGAUUUUACCCAAAAUCCUCUGGCAAGCAUUCCCGAUGCAGCAUACACGAAAUUAGAAAGCGCCAAAGACACACUGAUUGUCCUCACGGAAUCCACCUUUAAAGACUUAGUUAAAGACAGAAAUAUCCCCUCUACCGGCCCCCCUAAGGCAUGUGGGGCAGCAAAAGAUCCUGAAAUGGCAACUCCCAGUAGAGCUAGUUCCACCACAGGCUGUUUCUCUAAAUUCUGGGACCGCAUUAGGAGGUGGUGUCAAAUUAAAAGACGGUGGAAAUUGUCCUUUAGAAGGAAAAAUAAGAUUGCAGCAAUGGUGGAUUUGGAGUCAUCACAACAAUCUCACAUUAAUAGGCCUUGCCCUGUGGGCCUUUUUGAAAGCUCCUCAAAUAAUAACAAAGCUAAAACGAAAUCCUGACCUGCUAUCUAAAUUAAAACCACACACUGACAACAAAUGGUAAGGCAGUCUCUUAAAUCUUUUACUAAGUUUCUUUUCAAAUAAAAAAAAAAAUCAUAUAAAUCCAAAAAGAUUUCUCAACUCUAAAAUUAAAACAAUAUAAAAUAAAAUCACAUUAUCCUCACAUUAUCAUCACACCAUCAUCCAAAAAAGCUAAUUCAAAGCCCUAUGAUGGGCUGCACAGUGGAGCGCUUGCACCGGUAUUACUUUGCAACAAGCAGACCCUGAAUUCCCGUGUCAUUCAGGACUUUUCUGGGGUGGGCAACCUCCAACCACCCAACUCCACCCCUCCACUGUGCCGUGUGGGUUCUCUCCGGGUGCACCGGCUUCCCCACCUUCCAAAAAAAGACGUGUUACAUGUAUUGGCCACUUAAAACAAAUUUUUGCUAUUAGCAUUAUUUGUUACUCCUAAAAAAGGAAGUCUGAAUAUGCCCAGAUUGUUAAUUUAGUAAUCAGUUUCAAUGUUUCCCAUUUUUGUAUUCUUUCAUGGAUUUGAUCAUUAUCCAUACACAAACAUGUGCACUGACUUCAACUUCAGACAAAAAUUAUCAUUAACAUCACCAGACCAAGUUUAACCACUUAACUAGAAAUCUUACAGAGACUUACAUAUAUACAUAUAUAUAUAUACAUAUAUACAUAU